GCCUUGUUGAAAAAAACAAGGAAACGACAGACUUCCGUGGCUAGUCGAGAAGGGCAGCACGGUAUUUCGGAGUCCGAGGAAAUAGAGACUUGGUGUCCUUUGGGCACAGAAAAGGGAGUAAACAGGACAGCAAGUUGGACGUGCCCCGAAGGACAUAAAUUUACUUCAAAUUUGAUUAUUGGCUGCAGUGAAGCCACAUUACAGCAUCUCUUGUAGCAUACACACAGUAUUUUAUUUGUAUAUAUACAGACACACACGUAUACGUAUAAGCGUGUGUCUGUAUAUAUACAAAUAAAUAUAUACACAAAAAUAAAAUUUGUGUUUGUGGAUUGUAAUAGUCUUUAUUGUGCCAGAAGUUGAAUUCAAGAUGGUGACAAUCAUCAAUGGAAAUGGAUUUCGCUUCAACAAGGGAUUAGAGCAACCUAAAGAAAAUGGCAACUGUAAUGGAAGCAAUCUGGAUUUUUUUGAUGAAGUCUGCAAACAAUCCUUUGAAACGAUUCCGGCGCUUGUGGAAAAGUACAGGGGGAUGGAAGUCGAUCUAGAAUCUCCAAAAGGCUUUGCAGUGAGGAUCACAGAUCUGGAUGGUACCGUCUACUGGGGCAGAAACUGGAUGCUGAAGAUGUGGAGUGAGCUGUACCUGCCUGAGCCUGAGGAGAUGGUUGUUAUUGGUGCCAUCGAUAACUUCCCUUCGCUCGCAGAAGGACUGCAGCUGAUCGUGCUGCUCGACCGCCAGGGCAGAGUCUACUUUUACGAGAAUGAGGAGCUGCAUCGUGUGCAGGACAGUGUCGGAGGAUUUUUUGACAAAGGUGCUGUGUGGCCUCCCAUUGAGACACACUACUAUGGACAGUACACAGCACCAGAGACUGAAGAGGAAUACUUGCAAAUCCUGGAAGAGACUGGAAUCCCAAGAAUAGAUGAUGAGACAAAAGAAUUUGUCCAGAGCAAGAACAGGGAGAUGACAGAAUUGUUGGAUUUUCUCAAAGAUUUGUAGGUAGGUAAUUAUGUCAGGUGGCAUUAGGUGUUAAAAAUAAAAAUAAAUAAAAAUUUUCAUGAGCACAGGAAGUUUGACCCUGCAGCUUUUAAUCAAUCAUAAAGUUGUUACAAAUACCAAGUUUGUACAAUGUUGAAUAAUGGAAGAGACCAAAGCAGAAAUCUGUAAAUACACGGUGUACCACCUGACUUCUGUGUAUGCCUGUAAAAGUGUAAAAUGUAGCUUUUUUAAGCAGUGCUGUGCUUAUAUAAAUAUAUUCUUCAUUUGGGCAGGUUUAAGAACUGUGUAUAGUACGACUAUGAACAGCAUUUUUU
Scleropages formosus (Asian bonytongue) is the source of this 1305-nucleotide messenger RNA. RefSeq lists its product as uncharacterized. The record is from RefSeq and is a predicted model, not a curated record. The coding region runs from base 368 to 991 and encodes 207 amino acids. Lineage: Eukaryota; Metazoa; Chordata; Actinopteri; Osteoglossiformes; Osteoglossidae. The transcript has 5 exons.